Mercenaria mercenaria is the source of this 4012-nucleotide messenger RNA. RefSeq names its product interferon-inducible GTPase 5-like. NCBI's taxonomy places the organism in Eukaryota, Metazoa, Mollusca, Bivalvia, Venerida, Veneridae. Bases 434 to 2449 code for a protein of 671 amino acids. Gene Ontology annotation, molecular function: GTPase activity; GTP binding. Gene Ontology annotation, cellular component: membrane. The record is from RefSeq and is a predicted model, not a curated record. The transcript is spliced from 9 exons.
GCUAGACGUAGCUAUCCGCGCCGUAUGUGUGACUGGGGUAUUACAUACACUUGUAACAUGUUUCUUUUUUGUUAUAUAAUGAUAACCUUCACCGCAUGCAAACAACUGUGAUAUUGGAAACUAGGUAGUAAAUAGGUUGUGCGCUAGGUAUGUGGUAGUAAUGUGGAAUGAUCUAGAUGCUAUAUAUUAAAUGUAAUCUUCAAACAGGGAAAGUGUCUAGUGAAAAUAUACAUUUGUUGUGAUGUGAUCCAAAAGAAUUUGGAACAUUAGUAUUUACGUCCGUCAUUUACUUUCGAAUGACGAAAAUUUAAACAUCACUAAAGCUUUAAAUUUGUGUGACAUCAAUAAACUGGAUAAAUCGGCGCGUGAUUUCUGAAUGUUGGGAAGAAUCCUUCUUUUAUAAAGUUGAGCUGGAAUAAUAUCUUGGAAUAUAAUGGAGAAAUCUGUUAAAAGAAAAAGAACAAGACGUAAAAAAGGGUCCAGGCAUGCGAGGAACAUCGUCAAUACAGAUGAACCUUCAGAUGUCCAAAAGAAAUUUCAAGUGACAGAUCCUAUCACCGGCAGGACAUGCAUGAUAGCUUUUCAUUCUUAUGAAGAUUUUGUACAGAGAUGCACAGUCAGAUUCGCCAUAAAGGAAUCGAGCGACAUACAGUUUUUUGAUGCUGAUGUGGAAAAUGUCGCAAUUGAUAAAACAGAACUUAACGGACUGUAUGACGGCUUUAAUAUCAUGAUUAAAACGCUCGAUAACUUGAUCAGCAAUGAGACAGAUGUUCAAAAAUGUUGUGGAAGCGAUGCUGCACCAGAGGAUGACAUGUGGUUGGACCAUCAACGACUAUAUGGUAGUGUUCCGCCAGUUGAAAGAGAUAAAAUGUAUAAAGAGACAAUGCCAAGUGAUGAUAUGCCGUCGGACUAUCAGCGAUCGUAUUGCGGCAUUCCUCCAUUUGGAAGAGACAAAAGUGGUAAAGAGACAAUAGGAAGAGGAAGAAUUAGAAGCGCCGUGGAUUUGCCUAGAAAUUUUGACCUUGGCAUCACUAGUAUUGAAAAAGAUGACGACAGUGUAGAAGGAAAACUUGACAGAUGGAAUCUUUCGACACUAGGUUCUGAAAUUGAACAAACUCGAUGCAUUAGCAGCAGUGGAGCGUCGAAAACUCAAGGUGUGGGAAUUGGAAUAAACAUUGCAACUGACAAGGCCGAACUAACUAAACGGAGUGAAGUAGAAAAAGGGACUGCUAUCCGAAACCAUGUUGUUGAAUUCGGACUACGAGGCAUUGAAACAGUUUUGGAAUCACAUUUGAAUAAAUGGAAAAAGAAGCCACUAAAAAUAUGCAUAACUGGCAUGGCAGGAAAGGGAAAAUCAAGUCUAAUAAAUUCACUUAGGAAUAUGUCUCCAAGUGAGCCAGGAGCUGCUGAAGUCGGUGAAAUAGAAUGUACAAAGGAAUGCAGGUCAUAUCGGCAUCCGAAACUAGACAACGUUCUUCUGUGUGAUGUACCUGGAGUCGGAACAGAAUGGUUUCCUAAGGACACAUACCUGAAGGAUAUAGAUGUAGACCAAUAUGACUUUUUCAUGAUAGUUUCAAGUGAGCGCUUUACAGAAAAUGACAUCUGGCUUGCAAAGAAGAUAGAAGAACGAAAAAGGAAGUUUUACUUCAUUAGGACGAAGGUAGACGUGGAUAUGGAUUCAAUUUACGAAAGAAAAUUGGAAAGUUUCAAUGAAAAGAAAGAAUUUGAAGACUUAAAAAAGAAGAUAACAAGCCAGGACUUGCGAGACUUUGGACAUGUUGAAGGAAGAUACUCAAAAUGUUUUUUGCUAUCGAACAAGGCACGAUAUAGAAACCAGUACGACUUACCGAUCUUACUACAGCAGCUCAAAAAUGAUGUCGAUAUUAAGAGGCAGGAAGCAAUGCUGGUUGGAACUGUUGAAUUAUCAAAAAAAGUAAUUGCAGAGAAAGCAGCACUUUUAUUGGCACGGGCAAAGAAUACAGCUCUUUUGUCAGGUACUGUGGCCGCAAUACCUAUACCAUUUAUAUCUACUGGAAUAGACAUUGCCAUUAUUCUUCAAGAAAUUUUGUUCUAUAGAAAGCAGUUUGGCCUUGAUGAUGAGUCUCUGCUGGGGCUAAUGACAUCGGUAGAUGUAAGCGAGUAUACUUUAAAAUCAAGGGUUAAAUUUCAUACUCCACCAACACUUUUCACAGAUGUCGGUCUGAAGGGAUAUCUGUCAAAGUACAUUUCGAAUAAAGUCGGAGAGAAAAUAGUUCAAUACGUUGUUCCAGUUGUUGGAACAGUUUUUUCCUGUGUGAUGUCGUACAAUUUCACAACGGCUCUCCUUGAAGACAUUGUUAACAUGAUGAAGGCUGAUGCUACAAAUGUUCUUAUGUUUGUUGCAAACAAAGACAAUAUGGACAUCGACAGACAAUUUGUACGGUACAAAUGCAAAUUAGACAUUUUCUGAAAUGCGAACAUAUAGCAUAUUCUGUAUAAAAACAAACAGUUGCAUUGCAAGAUUGCACAAACCUGUUUAAUAUAUUUUCAGCUGUUUGCUUUGUAAGACUUACGCCGUCUCACGUAUGGUCUGUGCUGACUUUAAAUCGUUUAACGUUGAACUUCACAAUCUGUAAAGUAAUGAUCAUAUUGAAUUACAGUUUUGAUAAUUUUGUGCCAGGUGAUAUAGAUAUAAAAGCUCCUGUCCGUAAAAGUUUUUCACCGUUACCAGGGACAGAAUAAGUCGUUUAGAUUGAUUUUCCAUUCACUAGGUAUGUUUAUAAUGUUGCAACAGAUUUAUAUAACAUUGAUUACAUAUUAAUCAAUUAUCAUGUUUAACCCAAACUCUCCAACACAGUGUUACUUCUCUUUAUCGGUACUGUAGACAAUGGCAUCACGUUAAAAUUAGGAUGAAUUUCAGCAGAGUUAUAUUUUUCUUUUGUUUGAUUUUGUUGUACGAAGUCUGUAUCUUAAUAGUUAAAUAUUAUAUUUUGCUUUUAGAACGAGCAAAUUAUGACAAGCACUUGAUUUACAAGAUGUGGUCAAGCGUUUUGCCAUUUUCACAUGAUCACAUGGUUUUACCAUCGCCGCGUGAUUUGAUUGGAGGCAGACAAUACUCCUGCGCGUAGGCUAGUUUGAAUAGCUCCUAAAACAAUAUCAUUCAAAUAUAAUUCUGAAAACAACACUUCGUAAACACACUAGGUGUUUAGUUGCACUUGGAUAUUCGACCAGUUUUAUAAGUGCUGUCAACAACAUUUUACAAAAAACGCCUUAUUGGUAUAUGCACCUACAUAGGCAAUUUCGCCACAUAUUUGAUUCUCAUAUUUAUAAACUGCUAUCAUAUGCUUAUUAUAUCAGGCUCGUUUUUAUGAUUAGCGUAUGAAAGGUCUCAUAUGAGAAUCAUAUAAUAAUUGUAUCAAUUUAAUAUUUGGCGAUAUCGCCUGUAUAUAGUAUAUUGACUGUUUUUAUAGAGCUCAGCUAUAUGCAUGCGCAGAAAUUUACAUUUUGUAUCAGUUAUCUCUCGUUUGAAUUCUACCAAUAGUAGUAUUUCAGAAUAGUUACCAUUAUUGAAAUUAUACCAUGUUUGUAUUUAGUUUCGCUUUGAUGUGUCGUAUAGUGACAAUUUGUAUGUUUUGAAUUUUCUAAUGUAAUGUAAACACCUUACGGACUCGUGCAGCAAUAUUCUCUCGGGAGUCUGUAUGUGUAUUUCAUUUCGCAAAACUAACGUGUGUUAUGACUAUUCCACUUAGGUAGCAGAUUGCAGUUUUUGGACUUCACACUAUCAUAUUAUACAGUUUUAAUACUUACAGGUAUUGUAGAUAAACAAUGUAUGCCACAAAAUUGAAAGGGUAACAUAAUAUAGCAAAUACAGUGUGUAAUCAAAUAGACAUUUUUUCUUUGUUUUACGAUGUGGGAAUAGAACAUUUGUGAAAAAUACCCUGUUGAUUGUGAGCAUGAAAGUUGAGAAAAUGAAAAUGUUGCGAUAGUAUGUUCUGUGUAUAUAUAUAUAUAAAAUAAAGUUGUAAUUCCAUUC